AUCGCCUACGUCAGAGGAUUUCAUAUGCCAGGCGCAGAGGCACGAUCCCCUUACCCCAUGAAAUCCCCAGAUACAUUGAAUGAUCGUCGGGGGUAGGGUUAUCCCUCCCCAAGACGGGAAAGUCUUCACCCCGCAUCUUCGUACAGAAUGAUUGACCGGUUGAUGCAAUGAGCCGUCGCUCCCCUCAACGAUCCUAGCAACCCACACCUUUAUUCACCACGCUAUAACUUAAUCAUGCCCAUACCCUGGCCACCUACUUCUAUUCCCAAUGAGUUUGGCAUCGCCACUCUCUCCCUCGGAAACGCCAUUCACCAUCGACUCCAACCCCGUCUCGAAGCAGCCGCCAAAGCCGGCUACCGCUGGAUCGACCUGUUUGACGAAUGCUGGGCCGCGUACCUCGAGGAAAAUGGACUUUCCGGUGACCAGCUCUGGGAAGCAACCACCGAAAACCUGCGGAUCGCCCGUAAAUUCGGCGACUUAGUCAAGUCACUUGGAAUGCGUAUCGCAUGCACACAGCCUCUGCGCAAGAUCGAAGGCAUCAAGGACCCUGCUGAGCGGCGAGCCUCGUUGGACCUGGUCGCCAAGCGCUUCCCGUUCAUGCGCGCAUUUGACACCGACCUCGUGUUCAUGUGUGCCAACAUCCGCACCGACAAUGGAGUCACGUCUGACCUGAGGACAGUAGCACGCGAUCUUGCGGAGCUAGGUGACAUGGCCAGGGCAUACUCGGACGCAGAUGGUGGUCCCAUGCUGCGCAUCGGCUACGAGGGCCUAUCGUGGGCGACACGCAACACCUGGGCGUCCACCUGGGAAGUCGUGCGAAUGGCCAAUCGUUCCAACGUUGGAAUCAUUAUCGAUGUAUUCAACAUGUUGGCUGUGGAAUUUGCCGAUCCAUAUAAUCCCGCUGGUCAUGGCCGCAUUUACCCGACACUGGAAGAGUCCACAGACGUACUGUGUGCAUCAUUGGCGUCUCUUGUGGCUUCUGUGCCUGGCGACCGUAUAUUUUUCUUCCAGGUGGGUGAUGCCGAGCUCAUGGAUCCAAAUACAUUCCGUCCCCCAACAGACCCAGAGGUACCUGCACUGUUGCCGUGGUCGCGCGGACAUCGAUUGUAUCCAUUUGAGUCGCAGCGUGGGGGGUAUAUGCCGGUACACCUGGUUGCUGCCGCUGUUGUGGCGACAGGAUACCAGGGUCCGAUGUCGCUGGAGGUAUUUAACAAUUCAUUAAAUGUGCCGGGUCAAGAUGUCGCUGCUGUUCAUGCCGAACGGGGCAUCACAGGUCUUCGCAAACUGGCUGAAGCAAUCCGUCAAGUCCCGGCAUUCUGGGAAUUGUGGCAGCAGGGAGUUCGCUCCAUGGGCCAGGUUCGUUUAUAAGAACAUGGGUCGCAUUAGCUAUAUUAUACAUUGCAGCUACGCAGGCAUCUCCAGCCACUGCGACUUGCAGAAAGAGAUAACUAGCACGAUGCCUGAAACCGUUGGCAACCGUUCCACUUCAUAAACACAAAACCAAGCUAUUAUCAGCCCUUGCACGCCGAAACAAUUCUAUUCAUCACAUAAUGUAUAUCCUCCUACAUACAGAAGCAAACUUCCUCUUCGUAGUAGACCAAAAC
This is a messenger RNA of Aspergillus sclerotioniger CBS 115572, 1604 nucleotides long. Its product is annotated as xylose isomerase-like protein. NCBI's taxonomy places the organism in Eukaryota, Fungi, Ascomycota, Eurotiomycetes, Eurotiales, Aspergillaceae. Bases 235 to 1368 code for a protein of 377 amino acids. The record is from RefSeq and is a predicted model, not a curated record. The transcript has a single exon.